This is a messenger RNA of Trematosphaeria pertusa, 963 nucleotides long. RefSeq lists its product as uncharacterized. Bases 1 to 963 code for a protein of 320 amino acids. NCBI's taxonomy places the organism in Eukaryota, Fungi, Ascomycota, Dothideomycetes, Pleosporales, Trematosphaeriaceae. The transcript is spliced from 2 exons. The record is from RefSeq and is a predicted model, not a curated record.
AUGCACACUGUAUACCGAUCAGCCCUGGUCGCUCAGCCUUCAAAAUGGCUCGGAAGCCACCAGCCUUCUCCCUCUCUUUUGCUGUUUACCAGUUUGAUGGCAGUCCUCUCUGUUUUGCCCGCUAUCCUUCUGGCUGCUUCAGCAGCAGCAGCCACAGGCUCAUUCCAAUCCCCAGCUCCUGCCGUUGCCGAUGGCGACUUCUCCUCAACCAUAGACUAUGCGCUCGGCUCUCAGAUGUCCAUCGAGUGGACUACUGAUCUCGGUAGUUACAUUAUAGUAGUCAAUCAGCAGAGCCUUGUCACCCUCUCGGCAAAGACUGGAAGGACAAUCUACCAAAAGGGGUCCUCGGAUGAAGAAAUAGGCCAGUUUGACUGGACAAUCUCAGUUGACUCGCCUCUGAACCUUGCGGAUGGACCUGUCUUCUUCUUCUGGCUCUUUGCAAAUCCAAAUUCCUUCCCGGGCCCGGACGACUUCAGCUCCGGCUACUUCAACAUCACUUCAGACCCCUCCCCGUCUCCAUCCCUCGCGGCUACAUCCACGCCGAUUACCUCCGUCACAACGUCUUCUGCCCUGCCUUCCAUAUUUACGACACGGAGCUCUGUGGAACCCUCUAUGACCUCUACCGCAAGCCCACCUCCAAGCGACGGGACCAAUGGUGGCAAUUCGAGCGAUCAAGUAUUGAAGAUAGGACUCGGUGUUGGUCUUGGAGUCGGCAUACCCCUGGUGGCCCUCAUGGCUGCGUGCCUAUUCUUCAGCACUCGAUACCUAAAGAAGAUAGCGGACAGCAGGACCGCGCAAACACAUCAGCCAACAGAGCAGAAGCAUUUCUCCUCAACCGCAUCGGAAUUUCCUCGAGCCAAUGACCAUGGGAAUUAUGGGGGAGAAUCGUUGCCGAGGGACCAUGCCCACGGAACGCCCAGUGAGCUCCCCGAAUCCCGACAACACGAACUCCCCGCGAAAUAG